Moesziomyces aphidis is the source of this 4080-nucleotide messenger RNA. NCBI's taxonomy places the organism in Eukaryota, Fungi, Basidiomycota, Ustilaginomycetes, Ustilaginales, Ustilaginaceae. The record is from the annotation of a GenBank genome assembly.
AUGCCCACAUCAAUACCGCUGGCACAGCACAUCCCCACCCUCAUCUUCCUCGCCGUCACCGUGCUCACAGCCGCACUCAUCAACCGCACCCAGCCCACGCCGUACAUCGACGAGAUCUUUCACGUUCCUCAGGCCCAACGUUUCUGUUCCGCACUCGCCCACGCCUCACCCAGCCAGGUAUGGGCGCAGCUCGGCAGGAUCGAUUAUGACCCCAAGCUCACCACGCCGCCGGGACUGUACCUCGUAUCGUUGGCGCUGACAAAGGUGCUGCCCGGCUGGAAGUGCAGCGACGUGGUGUGGCUGAGAAGUACGAAUCUCGUGCUGCUCCUGACGCUGCCGGUGCUUGUCGCCCGCAUCGUUGAGCAUAGCGAGCAGCCGCCUUCGUACGCCUCGGCGGCAAAGAGUGCGGUGCAGGCAAAGGAGAAGCAGAACCCCGUGUCGAGGGAGCAGAUACGCGCACUGCAGGACAGGGCGAAACACGAUCGUCCUCCCGCCCCGGCCCCGGCCCCGACCCGACUUCCAGCAGCACCGUCUGUGCCCAAGCGAUCGCAGGGGAAUGCGGCACUGCCAGUAAGGCUGAAGCGGCGCGAGGCGAGUGUGUACAUCAUGGGCGUCGCAUGUACCAUAUCGAUGGUGCCGCCUUUGUGGUUCUUUGGAUUUCUCUACUACACGGAUGUGGCGAGCGUGUGGCUGGUGCUGGCGUGCAUCGUGCUGUACAACCGACUCACCGCCGCGCCUUCGCUGCAAUCCCUAGCACUCGCUGGCACCGCAUCGCUGCUGGCCGUGCUGGUCAGACAGACCAACCUCGUCUGGGUCGGCUUUGCAGCCGGCCAAGCCACGCUUGCUGCUGUGCAGCCGGCAUCGAAGAGCUCGGGCCUGCUGGUCGAGGUGCGCGAUGUGGUUCUGCUGGCAUUCGGGCGUGCUCGAGGCAGCACGAGGUUCUGGACGACGCUGGGAUACAAUGUGGCUGCAAUGAUGCCGAUGCUUGCGGGGGCGGCGUGGUUCGUGCGCUGGAACGGCUCGAUCGUGCUCGGCGACAAGGCGAACCACCAGGCAGGCACGCACUUGGCGCAGAUCGGAUACUUUUUGCUCUUCGCCACUGCAUUCGGCCUGCCCGCGCUCGUCCUAUCGCUGAGCACGUCCGCGCAACAGGGCACGGGUGGAACGUCAAUGCUCACUUCUGUGCGAGGGGCGGUCCGAACGGUCGCCUGCCGUGCAUUCGGGACAAUUUGGCGGUGCAUGCUUACACUGCUCAUCGCCGUGCUCUUCUGGGCGGCUGCAGCGUACUACACGAUCGAGCAUCCGUUCCUGCUGGCCGACAACCGCCACUACACCUUCUACCUCUGGCGGCUCUUUCGGCGCUCACUGGGCCCUGUGCAGCCGCGCUUCGCCCUUGUGCCGAUGUACGUCGUUGCGCUGUAUGCAUGGGCUCUAGCGCUGGUCCGCCGCACGAGCGUUUUGCGCGGAAUACUGCUCGGGUGCGCAACGGCCGCAACGCUGGUGCCCACCCCGCUCGUGGAGCCGAGGUACUUCGUCGUGCCCUAUGUGCUGCUGCGCGUGUACACGCAGCCAGUAGAGAAAGAGGGAGCGGUCAAGUGGGUGUACCUCGCUGCAGAGGCGGGCGUGCUUGCCGCGGUCAACCUCGCCACCGUGGGGCUGUUUUUGCGCAGAGCGGUGCUGCGGAAUACGCGAGCUAUAGCCGAGGCGCCGCUUCGAGAAGUGUCCCAGACGCCCGGUUUUGGCACAUGGCGUCAGGUAGUGCGGACCGCGCGCCACCAACGCCGCAUUCAACGUUGCAAAGCCUGGCAAGGCGAAGUUCGCCGUCGGUUCAUGAGCGCAAAGAAGAAAGAAAAAUCGCGCAAUGACCCACUCCUAUUCGGCCAUGCACAUAUAACCCCCUUCGAUGCGCAGGCCUCGUCUGCGACCCCGCAACACUCCGCGAUGCUGUUUCGACUUGUGACGCUGCUAUGCGUGUCCACGCUCUGGACGGGCGCGUUGGCGGUGAGCGACAUCACGUUCAGCUCGUCGGCUCGUCGCGACCACCGCCCCGAGGUGGUGGUGCGCCACUACACACUCAACGUCACCUCGACCACGCUGUGGCAGGGCUGCGAACCGUUUGGUGGCGUGGUUGUAAACGGCUCCUUCCCCGGGCCGACACUGCGCGCAAGGGCCGGAGAGAUCCUCCAGGUCCGUGUGUGGAACUUUUUGGCCGAUCAGAACCUCACCAUGCACUUUCACGGACUGGCUAUGAUCCAACACCCCGUCAUGGACGGCACGACGCUCGUGUCGCAGUGGCCCAUCUACCCGGGUAGGUUCUUCGACUACCGCAUCCCGCUUACCGCCGAGGACAAGGGCACCUACUUCUACCACUCGCAUGCAGGCGUCCAGGCUAUGACCGCCCACGGCGCUCUCGUGGUCGAAGAUCCAAGCGGCCCCUACAACGACCCUGCCCAACUCGCUCACCAGGAAGAGAAACACCCAGGAUCGGUAAAGCUCAAGCACGUCCAGGGAACAAAGGGCCUGAAGAAGGGCGGAGGCAGCGACGGUGCAGGGCCGUAUAGUUGGGACGAGGAUCGCGUGCUCGCACUCGGCGACUGGUGGGGAUACUCGUCGCUGGAUCGCAUCCAUUCGCAGCUCAACGCCGACCCCUUUGCGUGGCCCGGUUCAGCGACCAAGCUGCUUCUCAACGGUCAGUCAACACCCCUUGCGGCGGAGACGUGCAAUGCCACCAAAGCCCAACUUGUCGGUGUGGACUGCAAGGACGCGCCGGCUUGUGGUGCCGGAGUAGGGUGGCCAGAAGUGCAGCUGGAUUACGGCAAGACGUAUCGGCUGCGCAUGGUGGGUGCGGUAUCGCUUAUGUACGUCAGUGCAGCGAUCCUCGAGCCGGGCUCGAACCGCCUGCAAAACAUGACGCUGAUCGAGGCAGAUGGAUCGUACCUUGCUGCGCAGACGGUCGACCGUGUCGAGUUGGCGUCCGGACAGAGGUACUCGGUGCUGUACACUGCGCCAACACGCAAGGAGGUCGAGAAGGACAGGUCCGGAGGCGUGCACUGGAUGCGUAUCGAGUCAAGGUGGCGUGCAGGUCCCAGCAUGUGGGUCAAACUCACCUACCCCUCUGCGCGCCACUCGUCUCCUGCCGUAGUGGACCCACCGAGUGUGGCCAAGGACGCGAGGUUGUUGCCCAACGAGACGUUUGGCUGGGUGACGGCGGAUAUGGCGCCUCUUCGCAGCGGCGGGGGUGAGGAGUGGUGGUAUGCAGACAAGAUGCCUCGGGACGAUCAGGUGACACGCACGGUGGUGAUUGAUACGCAGCAGGUCAAGUUCUACGCGUCCAAAAGGGGCGUGCGGUGGGAUGAGAAUGGCGAGGUGUUUGACGAUACCGACGUGGCUACUCCUGCGCCCUACCUCGUGCGAACCAUGCUGGGCGACAUCACCCUGCCUAGUGCAGAUCAGUUCAACACAGCCCUCCUCAACCCCACCUCGUACAAUACCUCGUCGGGUGUGCAGCCGAUCGUCAAUGCUACAUCGAGCGAACUCGCAGCUGCGGCAGAGAGACGUUGGGCACAGGCGUACGAUUCGCGUCUCAACAUGUACUUCGCGCGCCAGCACGAGGUGAUCGACAUUGUACUCGUCAAUCGUCCGUCGCAACUCAGCUCGCAGGUGGAGAUUCAUCCCUGGCAUAUGCAUUCGCACAAACACUGGACACGCACCAUCCAUCCCGGAACCUUCUCCUUCUCGCGUCUCAACGCCAUCUACGCCUCGAACCCAAAUUUCACCAAUCCCAUCCAGCGCGAUACCUCCAUCGUCUACGCCAGCCCAGGUGCUGCGUACCUCAACCAAUCCCUCCCCUCCACCAACGACGACGGCGGCUUCGCCGUCCUAAGGUACAAGGUCAAGUCGAACAAUGCCGGAUUCUUUUUGCUCCAUUGCCAUCUCCAGUUCCAUCUCGCAAUGGGCAUGGCCACCGUCUGGUCAAUCAACCCCGCCGCCCUCAAUCCCCUCCACGCCAACACGCACAACAUCCAGGGCCUCGACCCAGCCUACCUCACCCCAGGCACAAACGUCCCCGCACUCACCUAG